Messenger RNA from Nezara viridula (southern green stink bug), 378 nucleotides. The record is from the annotation of a GenBank genome assembly. Lineage: Eukaryota; Metazoa; Arthropoda; Insecta; Hemiptera; Pentatomidae.
AUGAUUUCACCCCAAAAAGGGUUAGAACCCUUUGAAGGCCAGGUGACAGGAGGCACCUUGCUGGGCAGAUGUUACAUCACACUAUCCAGGAUUGUGGAAAAGCCGACUUGGCGUCAUAGGGCACGACACCUGCCCAGGCUCAGGUACCCGCCACUGUGUCUUACCAGGAUUAAUGAUCUCCUACAGUACUUUGACUGUACUGACCACUUCUACAAUCCGUCUUUCCUAAUGGUGGAAUUCGACACGAGCUGUACUAAUAUUGGGCACAGGCCUCGCGGACCGCCGUACACCGGGACCUCCGGUGUUUACGCAAGGCCGUCCCACGCAAGGGUUAUGCCCAGAUGCUGUUUGCGAUGGGCCCUACACAUCUGUACGUAA